This is a messenger RNA of Paramuricea clavata, 835 nucleotides long. The record is from the annotation of a GenBank genome assembly. Lineage: Eukaryota; Metazoa; Cnidaria; Anthozoa; Malacalcyonacea; Plexauridae.
AUGGCGUCAGUUUUAGAGGCUUCAAAGAAGUGUACAUUUAAAGCUGAUACAAGUGCAAAAGCAACUGUUCGAAGAUCUCAGUUGACGUUAAAAGAAGGGGAACUUAACAGAGCUGUGGACUAUUGCAAAGAAAACAACUGUCGAGGCUACAAAGCAAUUUCAAAUGGAAUUUGCCCGAACAUUAAAGAUGCACGGACAAUAAACGCACGUUUAGAUGGCAAAGUAAUCACGGGCAAAGAAAAGGAAUACUGCUCAAUUCUUACCGAUACAGAGGAAGAAAUGUUAAUAAAGUAUAUAAUUGGUAAGAGCCGGGCAUAUCAGCCUCAGAAUCGAUCUGAAGUGUCAUCAAUGGCAGUAAAAUUGUUAAAAGUGAGACAGCAUGUAAACAAGAAACUGCAAGGAGGGAGGAGAUACAAGAAGCUGACAUCGCCAGCACAACUGUGUAUUGAACGCAAUAAAUUGCCACAAAGCUUUUGGACACGUUUUGAUGCAAAGGUUAGAACAUAUUUUAUAAUCUUCUGCACAGUAAAUUUGAAUAAUUUUGAUUUUACUAAUCAUUUAUACUGUAAUCAAUAUAAAAUUUUACAGUCCAUGUACAGUAAUUAUACUGUACAGUGCACACUGUACAUUAACUGUUGUUUGAUAAUGUUGUGAGCAUUUUGUGUUCAAAAUUUAUACAAAUAUCUCAAACAAGCUUUAUUCAUAUUGGUUUGUUCUUUCCAUUCAAACAUAUAUACUGUAUGUUGUUCAGGUUGGCAACCGUCUCUCUCGAAAAAGGGAGCAGUACACAAGCAUUCAACGAGCAAUUUCAUGCACAGAGGCAAUUGGCUUGUGA